Macroventuria anomochaeta is the source of this 1842-nucleotide messenger RNA. Its product is annotated as XLF-domain-containing protein. Lineage: Eukaryota; Fungi; Ascomycota; Dothideomycetes; Pleosporales; Didymellaceae. Gene Ontology annotation, molecular function: DNA end binding. The record is from RefSeq and is a predicted model, not a curated record. The transcript has 2 exons. The coding region runs from base 37 to 1659 and encodes 540 amino acids. Gene Ontology annotation, biological process: double-strand break repair via nonhomologous end joining. Gene Ontology annotation, cellular component: DNA ligase IV complex; nucleus.
CUCGCCCCCAUUCCGUGCCAAGCCCUGACCGCAGUCAUGUCGUCCUGGCGCGUCUUGGAGCUGUCCGAGCAGCCAGACGGCGAGCCCAUUCCACAGCUGCUCGUCAAGCCAGCCUUCAUGUCGGACUCCUACACAGUCCACCUCACGUGCUUGACCAACAUUUGGAGUGAACAGUUAGACCUGACCAGCAUCGUGGAUCGAGCUGUCGAGCAGCAAUCACCCAUCGAAGUCAGCAAACAGGAUACCGCGCAGCUCGCCAUCCUUCUCGACAAUGUCAAGAACUCCCUGGGCAGCUCAGAUGACGCCGAGUGCCGUCUCACUCGUGAAGGGAACGAUAACAUUACGCUACACACCGCCAUUCGCCUGCCUGCGCCACUCGACUCGUUGACCUGGAAGUUUCACCUGCAAAAGCGCACUUCGGUGACACUCAAGAACGAGCUGAUCCUCCCGCUGCUUGUAUCGUCACACAUCCAGUAUGAGCGAAUAAACGACCUGGUCACGACCAUCGAGAACAAGGACAAGGCCAUCACCCGGAUGGUCGAUCAGUUUGAGUCUAGCAAUCUGGAUCUUGCUGCAGCUUUCCCAAGCAUAGGAGGCUUGAAAACAGGCCGCAGAUUGAUCAAACGUGAACAAGCAGCCAGGCAUCUACCCGCGCUCAGACCCUUUCAACAUGCUGUUUGGAGGGAAGAGACAGCACAAUUGGCGGACUCAGACGUCACUACGCUAGGCUUGUUCCAGGAAGCGCUUGUGCAGUGCACACCAGACGUGCCCCUGAGCCUGGUAGCAGAGGAUGGUGUUGAAGAUUGGCUAUCUGCGGUACCAAGCCAACUGACUUACGCCAAACCCGCCAUCAAGAUCAGAACGAGAGAGCUUGCACCCGUCUUCCAACCACCGAAGCAUGGACACGAGUCAAGCCCUGUGGAUGACGACACUGAAGACGAGUUCGAGGUCCACGAGAACUUCAAGACACGAAACAUACCCAAGAAAUUCACCAAAGCGCCAGAGCCUAUGCCACCGUCAGCUCAGCGAAAUAGGGGCGCUGACGACGAGUAUUCUACAGAGGACGACAAAUGCCUGGACGCACCAUCGAGAAGCCAGAGUCAAAGUCGAACCCAUAGCCGUGCGCCACGUCAGACACGGCAACGCACCAAACCUCCCUCGCCGAAGGCGUCUGCAGAACCGGCAACAUCUCCACCACCAGUCAACAGAUCCAAGGGUAAAGGCUUUCGCAUAGGAGGGAAAGCGAAAAGGGAGACGCCAGAGACUCGGUCAAACGAGGAAAUUGUUCCACAGGAAUCGACUCGUGCUUCGAUGCCUCCGCCUUCGCAGGUGGACUCACAAGGCGAUGCAUCGCCCAAGAAGCCCAAGAAGCCGUUCAGAAUUGGAGGCAAGAGCAAAGCCAGUCAAGAAGCUGCCUCAUUGCAGCACGACAUCACAGCCUCAUCCAAAACAACCCGCGUUAGAGAUGUAAACUCGCCAACACCGAAGUCUUCGCCACCGCCCAUGCCACAAGAAGUUCAGAAGGAGGUGACGCCUGUGAAAGAAGUACACGAAGAGACGCCAGAAGAAAAAGCUGAGCGCAAGAGAGCGGAGCUCAAGCGUAGGAACGAGGAGAUUACUAAGAAGCAAGCACAGCACAAGAAGAAGAAGCGUUUCUAGAGCAUUGUGCAUCACAUGAGAUACCCCAUAACAGUACUUUGUGGAUCGAGAGCACACUGUAUGCUCUUUUGAUUUCGCUUGAACAGGUUGUUCGUGGUUGUCGUUUGCCCCUCCACCCGUACAGUAACAAGUCUGCACCACCAUAUCACAUUGCAACACGGCAGGAUCUAUGUCGGAUGAAAC